CUGAGGUUUUCUGUGCUGUGCCCAGGCAUUGAAGGUGAUGAAUCAGAUACUGACAUUUGCUGAAUCACAAAUAAGGUUCCUAAUAAACUCCAUUCAAGGGUUCUCCUGCAAAGGAUGGAAUUUCAAGCAGAUUUGGAGGAAGAUAUUAAUCUCCAAGACAACACUUCACAGAUUGCUCACAACUUUUCUGCCUUUGAUCCUAGCAGCAAUGUCACCUAUGCUAAUGUUAUAAUGCCAACUGUAUUUGGAAUCAUCUGCUUGUUUGGUAUCAUUGGCAACAGUGUUGUCAUUUACACUGUGUUCAAGAAGUCGAAGUUCCGGUGCACCAGCAGUGUUCCCGAUAUAUUUAUCAUUAACCUCUCUGUGGUCGACCUGCUCUUCCUGCUUGGAAUGCCCUUCUUAAUCCACCAACUGCUCGGAAAUGGAGUUUGGCACUUCGGAGAGACCAUGUGCACCCUUAUCACAGCUCUGGACACCAACAGUCAGUUUACCAGCACAUAUAUACUUACAGCCAUGUCUAUAGAUCGAUACCUUGCCACUGUUUACCCCUUUACAUCGGCCAAGUACAGAAAGCCACCUAUUGCUAUCAUGGUAAUAUGUAUCCUUUGGGUGCUGUCCCUGCUCAGCAUUACCCCAGUAUGGAUGUAUGCUAGACUAAUUUCUCUGCCUGGAGGAGUCCUGGGAUGUGGAAUCACCCUCCCCAACCCAGAAAGUGAUAUAUAUUGGUACACAUUGUAUCAAUUCUUUCUGGCAUUUGCUAUUCCGUUUGCAGUAAUCUCCCUGGCAUACAGAAGAAUCUUGCUAAAAAUGGCAACUUCCGAGGCUCUAACGGCGCAAAGGAGUUCCCGAAUCAGGACAAAGAAGGUUACAAGGACAGCGAUAGCCAUCUGUUUGGUUUUCUUUAUUUGUUGGGCCCCAUUCUACGUACUGCAAAUAAUCCAGUUGGUGAUGAACCAACCUACAUUAGCAUUUCACUACGCUUAUUGCGUGGCAAUCAGUAUGGGCUAUGCAAACAGCUGUAUAAACCCCUUUAUCUACAUCAUCUUGUGUGAGACCUUCAGGCGAAGGUUCAUCGUCUCAGUACGACCAGUAGAGGACCAUCCGCAGAGAGGGAGGAUGAAAUUCCGCACAGAUCCUCCGUCUGGCAGCGGGCAACCUUUACUUCAACUUGCGCCUGUUUCUACAGGCAGCUAACCAAAUCAUGCAGUGCGUGUAAGGACCUGAAAAUUGACUUGGUUAUUUAAUAUUUAAGAAAUAGGCUUUUUUUUUU
Molecule: messenger RNA, 1270 nt
Organism: Pelobates fuscus (common spadefoot toad)
Lineage: Eukaryota; Metazoa; Chordata; Amphibia; Anura; Pelobatidae
Gene: MCHR1
Product: melanin concentrating hormone receptor 1
Exons: 2
Coding region: 115-1194 (359 amino acids)
Biological process (GO): neuropeptide signaling pathway
Cellular component (GO): neuron projection; plasma membrane
Molecular function (GO): melanin-concentrating hormone receptor activity; neuropeptide binding
Source: RefSeq, a predicted model, not a curated record